This is a messenger RNA of Doryrhamphus excisus (bluestripe pipefish), 1768 nucleotides long. NCBI's taxonomy places the organism in Eukaryota, Metazoa, Chordata, Actinopteri, Syngnathiformes, Syngnathidae. The record is from RefSeq and is a predicted model, not a curated record.
CCAGACUCACUGGAUCCCAGCAAACAAACAUGCCGAGGUCUUUCUUGGUGAAGAGUAAGCGGGCCCACAGCUACCACCAACCCCGACACCUGGACGAUGACUACAUCGGCGUGGAUACACUUCUGGCCCACAUAAGCGCAGAGGCAAAAUGUCAAGUGGAGUGCAGCUCGGAGGCCGGGACCACUGAUAGACUAUCCCCGGGACCCCAGUGCCCGUCACCGGGUUCGCUGCCGUCCAGCUCCCCGCUGAGCUGCGGAACCAGUGACCGGGGUUCGGACUGUGAUUUGUGGCGUCCUCCGUCCCCAUCCUCCUCUCCAGAUUCCCAAGAAUGUUCCACACCAACAGCAGAGCACGGCCACCACCACUUCAACAUGCCGAUCUUCCCAGCUUACUCCUGGGCCUCCUAUACCGCUUCGGGACCGAUGCAUGCGAUCCAGAGUCCAUACCGCCAGCCUCACUCGCAGCUGAAGGUCUGCGGAGGCCCGGGAACCGAGGCCUUACUUUACGCACAGAGGCCCGCUGCCGCAGUCGGAUGCUACCAGGAUUGUUCUGCUCCGGUCCGACAAAUGUGCAGGACGCGGGACUCUGAUCAGAUGUUUGUGGACCUAAAGGAGACACAGCGUGGCUCUGAAAUCAAGACUGAAGAUGAUUUCAUGUGCAUCAACUCGGACGCUGACGGCUCCUAUAAAUGCAUCAAGUGUUACAAGGUUUUCUCCACGCCCCACGGUCUGGAGGUCCACGUGAGGCGGUCACACAGCGGCACUCGUCCCUUCGAGUGCGGAAUUUGCGGCAAAACCUUCGGCCACGCAGUGAGCCUAGACCAACACAGGGCGGUCCACUCACAGGAGAGGAGCUUCAGCUGCAAAAUCUGCGGCAAAAGCUUUAAACGCUCGUCCACGCUGUCCACGCACCUGCUCAUCCACUCCGACACGCGGCCUUAUCCGUGUCAGUACUGCGGAAAGAGGUUCCACCAAAAGUCGGACAUGAAAAAACACACCUUUAUCCACACCGGCGAGAAGCCGCACAAGUGCCAAGUGUGCGGGAAGGCCUUCAGCCAGAGCUCCAACCUGAUCACACACAGCAGGAAACACACGGGAUUCAAACCUUUCGGCUGUGACCUCUGUGGCAAGGGCUUCCAGAGGAAAGUGGACCUGAGGAGGCACAAGGAGACGCAGCAUGGACUCAAAUAAUCAUUUAGCCGAUUUGGUCAUAUUUGUGGUUUAUUAUUUAGCCCGUCAAGACUAUUUACUUGAAUAUUUAUUGUUAAACUCCUUUAUCCUUACUAAAUUAGCAUUAUUUCUUAUUCUAUUUGUGUGUAUAUUUCAAUUAUUUUUUUCUGCAUAUUCUCUACUUAAAUAGUUCCUCACAAUAACAUUUUGUUCAUGUAUUAUUUUUGUAUUGAAUCAUCAUUAUCAUAAAAUAUGAUUUUUGUUUAAAAGGAAACGAUUUUGGGCGGCACGGUGGUCUAGGGGUUAGCGCGCAGACCUCACAGCUAGGAGACCAGGGUUCAAUCCCACCCUCAGUUUGCAUGUUCUCCCCGUGCAUGCGUGGGUUUUCUCCGGGUACUCCGGUUUCCUCCCACAUUCCAAAAACAUGCUAGGUUAAUUAGCCACUCCAAAUUGUCCAUAGGUAUGAAUGUGAGUGUGAAUGGUUGUUUGUCUAUAUGUGCCCUGUGAUUGGCUGGCCACCAGUCCAGGGUGUACCCUGCCGAAGACAGCUGGGAUAGGCUCCAGCACCCCCGUGAGGAAAAGCGGUAGAAAAUGAAUGA